Phasianus colchicus (ring-necked pheasant) is the source of this 8236-nucleotide messenger RNA. RefSeq names its product tryptophanyl tRNA synthetase 2, mitochondrial (gene WARS2). Gene Ontology annotation, molecular function: tryptophan-tRNA ligase activity; ATP binding. Gene Ontology annotation, cellular component: mitochondrion; mitochondrial matrix. The record is from RefSeq and is a predicted model, not a curated record. NCBI's taxonomy places the organism in Eukaryota, Metazoa, Chordata, Aves, Galliformes, Phasianidae. Gene Ontology annotation, biological process: mitochondrial tryptophanyl-tRNA aminoacylation.
AUGAAAAUAUCAAUCACCGUUAGCUGGGUAUAUCUGAAGGAUGUUUUGCAGAUUCAGGAAGUGACCAGGAGAGAUAAGACCAAUAACAUUACGCGAAAAAAACACCAGACCAUGAAGACAUGUUUCUACUUCAGAAAUCCUACUCCUUACCAGCAAAAUCUCCACAGGGCCCAAGAACAUUAUGACUAAAUAACCAUUUCAGAGAAUGAUUUUAUUAAACUGUUUCCCAGGUUUGUUACAGUUUUGCAUACAAUUGACCAGUUCUCUAAGUACAGUGGGGUAAGGAAAUUCAGGAAUCUAGUAAAAUAUAAUCUGGGUAGUAUUUGCAUUGAAUGAAUAUUGGUAUACAAAGGUUUUGACAGGAGAGCAUUUAUGUAUGAGAUAGGAAGGUCUUGUGGCACUAUCUAAACCAAUAAAUUUCCUUUUUUCCAAGGCUAAAUUCCUACAGGAAUAUCAGGUAAUAUGAGAGCAUACUGUAUAUUCUGGCCCCCUGUGGAUCUUGCAACAUCUUUUCUAGUCUUGUGUUCUUUCAAAGCAGACAGAUAUGGAUGAUACAUUAGCACUAGUUUUUCCUUUGUGAAGUUUGUUGACACAGACUUUUUUUCUUCCUGUGGAUUUAAUUUAAUUUAUGGAGGACAAGAGCAUUCCUUUUCCAUUUCUAAUAACGGUUCCUAAGAACACUAUCUAGACAAGCAAUAUUUGCAUACAAAACUGAGUAUCACAUUCAGAAGACAUGAGUUAUUAAAAGCACUGCUUACAUUAAAAUAUGUUAAGCAUUCAGUUUUUCUCUCAGAUGUAAAAUAAGAUAGAUCUCUGCUGGGAACGAUGACAGAAGGUCUCCUCAGACAUCCAGGCUGGAUUAACCAUCAGAAACAAUAGCAGAUUUGGGUUUUCUAUUUACUGUAGUAAACCAACCUUGUCUAUAAACUCCUUAUUGCUGCAAACUAAAGGUGUGUGUCUGGGGAGGGCAAGCUUUUCCCCUUGAUGUUCCAGGGCAUGGAAAUACAAUCCUUUUUCAGACACAGAUGUUUGCAAUAGAAAACUUUCACUCUGCUCUUCUGUUUUUAAUCUGCUCAUGACAGGAAACACAGAUUCAAAAUGAAUGUAAAGAACACAGCCACCACAACUGACAAUAAUACAAAAGAACAUGUAGGAAAGAUUUCUUUUUCCCAGUAUAUCAUAGGGAGAAAAGGUUUACAGAUUUCAGAAGAUUCUAGGUGUUUUUGUUUCCAAGUGGCUACCAGUACAAUGUUUUUCCAUUAACUUCACAGAAAAUAGUUCGUGAUGUUAUGACACUAUCAGCAGAUUCAGCACACGAAGGAUAAUAUCUUUUCAUUCUCUCUGCCAGAUCUUCAGCGCGUUCAAAUGGCUGUCCAGCUAAAGCUUUGUUGAGCAGGCAGAUUUAUAAAAAUGGACAAACUCUUCCAUAGCAUAUGAAAAAUGAAAACGGUAAGAGUAGUGGAUUCAUUGAGGCUUUCCAAAAUUUCAAAGAUGUGCUUUGAAACCACACCAGCCUACAUGUCUGAAGUGAAGGGGGUUUUUUUGCAUAGAAAUGUGAAGAGAGGGGCUGGACUCCUUGUGCUUUUUAUUUGCCUGUUCCAACUUCACCUCUGAUUCUGUAUUCUCUGGAUUCCACCCUAUCUGGUCUCCCAUCUCUGUCAUUUCAGGUUUGUCAAAAUGUCCUUUUCUUGCUUUUUUUGUUCAUGACAUAUCUUUCUAGCAUCCUUUGUUUAAAAAAAAAGAAUGCAAAUCACAUUAUGCAAUGCACGAUUUUGCAUACAGCAAUUUCUGCAAUCUCAUUUAUCACCCUGUACAUCAUACGCUUGAACAAGGUAUGUUGUGAACAUUCCCCAUUUUAGACAGUACCAGAGAAAUACAAUAGUAAAGUACAAUUCGCCUAGCAUCACACAAGAACUCUAGGACAAGUGGCAGGGAAUAAAUUUUGAUUUUUGAAAUGUAUUCAUUUUCUUUAAUCACUCUUCCCCUUUACAGUCAGCUGCCACUGCCACCAAACAACUUCUAAUUUCUACAUUAAACAAGAGAAAGAGGCUGUGGACAAAAACCUUAGAAGGACUACACACAUCCCUAAGUUUAGCAAGGCUGAAUCCUGUGUAAAGCACUGCCUCUUAAAAGCUUUAUGAAAUAUAUUUUAUUACCUACAGCCCUACUACGGGGUCCCUCCAAAAAAUGUAGACUCUGUGUUCUGCUGAUAGCACUAUCAUGCAUUUUACUAAUCACUCAGGCAUAUCCCUAAGUCAUCUUUUGAAUCUUUUGAUGGCAAUUUUCUUCGAGGUUUUUCCUCAAUUUUUCAGUAUUUUUUCCUAACCAAGGACACCCAAACUGAACUUUUUAUCUACUGUUCAAUACUCCAGUAGUGAGACAAAUAACUUAAUUCAUCAUUUCAGAAACAGGAUUGCAGUAGAUAUAAUUAUUUGUCCAACACAAAUUCUAGGUCUUUCAGCAAAGACUUCCAAGUAGUAUUUCAGGCUUGGUUGAAGAGGAAAAAAAAAACAACUACCUGAAUUCAUGUUUUUACUCCAGUUUUUUUCCAGUUUUUAUUCAGUUUUUUUAAAACAUAUUUUUGUUUUAACAUACUCUGAUUAUCAGAAUAAACUGAGUGAUGGCCAAGUUUCUGCUGUUAUUUACAAGUACUUGUGUCAAGGGCAGAUUUCAAAUAUGAAUUAUUCAGUGUAUUCUAGAUCACCACUGACACUACUGAGUAGGGUAGAGCAAGGGCUGUGGUAGAAGUUCACCACAGACGUCCACUUAAGUGUCUCCCAAUUCAAAUUUGACCAGUAUCUUUGGAAAGCUGUCAGCUAAUCAACGCUUAGUAUGUUAAAUGUGUGCUUUUCUGGUAAGUUUAAUUAGAAUGCUCUGUGGUACUAAUUCAAAGAUACUGAAAAAGCCUGAGAAGUAUUGCCUUUGUACAGCUACACAUAUUAACUCAAAUUCAUAUCUAUGAUCUGUACUUUCAUUCUUCAGUCUGUUACCACUGAAACCCACAGAGCUUUAUUCUUCAUCACUCUGCCUGAAACCAACGUCUGGUGCCUUGGUUGAUAACAACAUUAGAACAUUUCUAUUUAGGCGGUGCUGCAAAGCUUUCUCCUUGGUAAUCACACUCUUGCAAAAGCAGAUUUUUGACGUUUUACGUUCUAGUACCGUAUCGGGAAAUAAACCUAAGUUACGACCCAACGCGAGGUAAAGAUACCGCUUUAAAACGUAAAAAGCCUAUUAACCGCCCGCAGCGCUCCUGCACCGCUCCUGCACCGCCCCUCCCGCCGCCCUGCCCACAAACCGCUUCUCCAGGCCUGCGCAUGCGUACUCCGCACAGGCACCACACUAGGACACAUGCGCCGACAUUUCCGCGCUUCAGGCCCGAUUCACCCCCGCCCCUUCCCGCCUUCGCCAUGGCGACACCGGGCGGCGUGAUCCGGGCCCUGCACCGCGGGACCCUCGCACAGAAUGUGGUAAUGGAUCGGAUUUUCUCUGGUAUCCAGCCAACUGGGACACCUCAUCUUGGUAACUACCUUGGAGCUAUUCAGAACUGGGUGAAUCUGCAGGAAAAGUACAAUUCAGUGUUAUACAGCAUUAUGGACCUGCACUCUCUCACCAUGCCCAAGGAGCCAGCUGUCCUUCGACAAAACGUACUGGACACCACUGCUGCCAUCCUUGCCUGUGGGAUUGACCCAAGGAAGUGCUUCCUGUUCCGACAGUCACUGGUUCCUGAGCACACAGAACUUGCCUGGAUUCUUGGAUGCUUAACUAAUGUGCCACGGUUACUACGUUUGCCCCAGUGGAAGAUGAAAUGUGCCAGCCAGAAUAACGAUGGAAAUGUCGGUUUGUUGACUUAUCCUGUUCUUCAAGCAGCAGAUAUUUUGCUGUACAAGUCGACACAUGUUCCCGUUGGAGAAGAUCAAGUCCUGCACCUGGAACUAGCUCAAGAUAUAGCACAACAUUUUAACAAGAAAUAUGGAGAAUUCUUUCCUGUGCCUAAAGCCAUUUUGAGUACAACAAAGAAAAUAAAAUCCCUCAGAGAUCCAACAGUGAAGAUGUCUAAGUCAGACCCACAGAAGUUAGCUACUAUUAACAUAGCAGACAGCCCUGAGGAGAUAGUGCUGAAAUUCCGAAAGGCCGUGACUGACUUUACCUCUGAGGUGACUUAUGACCCAUCCAGUCGCCCUGGUGUCUCCAACCUGGUGUCCAUUCACGCUGCAGUAACUGGACUUAGCAUAGAAGAAGUGCUGCACCAAGCUGUUGGUCUUGACACUGCUCACUACAAAAUGGUGGUAGCAGAGGCAGUUAUUCAAAAAUUUACACCUGUCAGGAAUGAAAUCAAGAAACUCCAGGAAGACAAAACCUAUCUGAUAAAGAUUUUAGAGGCUGGAGCAGAGAAAGCCAAAGAACUGGCUACCCCCAUCUAUCAAGAAGUAAGAAGACUGGUGGGAUUUCAGUAGAAACUGGCAAGCAGUUGCAAGGUCUUCAGUCAUUUGCUCCUGGGACAGCUAUUUUGUUUGAAACAAACAGUUUGAAACAAAAACUUUUUUUUUUCUCUGCAAAAUCCAAGUAGAAUAGCUAAGCUGUUUACAUCAAAAAUGUGCGUGAAGCCAGUUCCUUCCAGUAGGACCAGCUCUGAACUUGUCAGGAUGGUCAGAGGACAAGGGUGCAGGCAAUCACAGUUAUGAAGAAAUUAUACAAAAGCAGGAUACAAGGUUGCUCGGAUGGUGUUUUGGGUUUUUCUUCCGACCACUACAAGAAGCUGAGGUAUAGGCAAGAUGGUUUUAAGAUAGUUGAAGGAGUUGUAAUCUUCUCAAGAACACCCUUAGCUGUUUAUGUGAUCUUGUUAGAGCUGGAUUACUUGUGGUUAUUCAGCUUUGAUACCAUGAUGGUCUGCUCUUGGAUAACCAGACAGCAGAGUUACAAAUCAGAAUGACUGGGGCUUUGGUGAUGAAGAGAGAACUUACUGCUUCUUCCUGUCAUUUCUUCAAACUCAGUGUAAUUUUGUAUCUACAUCAAGUUUGUGUGAGGUGAGUUAGUCAGAUACUGAUAUCCAUACAGUAGAACUCACUGUGGCUGCUAGUGCUAGACGGCCUCUUUGAUAGUCUCUCCAAAGAAUGCAGAGCAAAUGUGAAUUUCACUUCUGCCAGCACCGCCAUCCUCCUGAUCGAUUCUGAAGUUCUCUGUCAGGAAACUACACAGGCUUCAACUCAUCCUUUUCCACCUUCUUUUUGGUUUAGCAGGGAGCCCUGAGAUUUUCAGUUCAGCACCAAGUCUAGGAUUGCUUUAGGAAAGGUUCAGGGAGAAAAGAUGUGUGAAAGAGAUCUUAUGCUGAUCUGUGAGAGAACUUUCUAUAUAUUUUACAAAAUUAAUUAUUUAAAAAUUAUGCUCAGGUCAUAGCCAGGACUGUGCUAAAAUAAUUUAUCAAAAUAGAAUUAAAUAGAUCUUUGUGAAAUCUCACUGCUAAAUCUCACCUUCCUGGGUGUCCGGACGGAAUAGGGACUUGAAAGACAAUCAAAAAAUCAUGUGGAUGAUUGUCCUUAUAUGUUGGAGAAGUUGCCAUGGGCAAGUCAGCCGACUGCCUGCAUUACAGCCAUUUCCAUAAGAGAAAACAGUCAUUAUUGUCAUUGGUGACUGGGAAAAGAGGUCCCAAUACAAUGACUAGACCCAUUUGAUGGGGAAGUCUGCUGCACCCCUGUAUUAAAGAUGUUACAAGAAAACUUCCUAACCUAGUGCAGCCCCCAGAUUACUAACCAUUAAUGGUUUUUGAUGUAGGCAACAAUGAGAUCAGGAGAGGCAUUGUGGGCAAUCAGAAGGGUCUGUAGAUUCUUGGGACAAUUGGUUAAAGGUUUGGAAGUGCUGAUAGUGUUUUUCUUUAUCCUUCCAGAAUGAUAUCAGAAGAAAUAUCCAGGCAGAGCUUAUCAGUACAUGGCUUUUAGGCUGGUGUCACUGGCAAAAUUUUGGAUUUUUUUAUCACAGUAUGAUCAGUGCAGCACCAGGCCUGCUGGCACUUGACAAGAUGUACCUUUCUCAGAGAGGGAAAAUUGUUUGGUUUUUUUUUUCUGGGCUUAUUGAAAGAACUUUUAACGAGACUUGAAGAUGAAAAGGGAUUAAACGAGGCUUGCCAGUGAUAAGCUGGCAGUGAGAUGACACACCAGAGUUUGUAGGAUCAUGUGCAAGUGAGGUCCUUCAGUCUUCUCUACAAGAUACUGGGUACACUAGAGCACAUGUGAAAUUUUUCUGCAUUAAUGCAUACAGCAUGAGGAAUAAGCAGGAGGAACUAGAAGCCUUGGCUUUGUUCCAGACUUACAACAUUGUUGGUGUAAGCAACCCUUGGUAAGAAGAGUCCUGUGACUUAUGUAUCAUGUUGAACGAUUAUAGGCUUUUCAUGAGGGACAGACAGGGCAGGAGAGGCAGUGUGUGGCACUGUAUGUAAUGGAACAGCUUGGUAGUAUCAAGCUUACAAUUGGCAAUGAUAUGAUUUAGACCUUCUGGCUAAGUAUUACGGGACAAGCAGGCAAGUAGAUACCAUUGUGGUAGUCUGCUAUCACCACCCAGCCAGGACAACAACACAAAUUAAUUAUUAUGUAAAGAAGGAAGGGAUAUUUCUAGAUCAGCCACCCUUGUGCUAAUGGAUGACGUCAAUUUGUUAGGUGUUACCUGGGAGUACCACACAGUUGAUACAAACAGGUCCAUAACAUUCCUGAAACACUUUGUUGGUAACUUUUUUAACACUGGAAACAAGGUCAGGUGAUGUCAGUGUACUACAUAGGUGCUGUUCACCACUGUAGAGAGAAAAUUUGUACAGCCAAAGCUUAUUUAGGGUUGAAGUUGACCAGUACUGUGGGGAACGAAAAUAGUACUGUGGGGGACAACAAAAAGGACUUUUUAAAUGUAUGUUUUCAGAAAAAGGAGGACCAGAGAUUACACUGAUUAGUUACUUGGUGAGGAUGGUCGCCUCACAAAUAGGGACGUAGACAACACAAAGACAUUUAAUGCCUUCUUCACAUCUGUCUUUAACGUUGAUGAUAGGCCUUGACUAGAGCCCUGAGUUGAAGAACUAUGACUGUGAUAAUGAUAAACUCCCAACCAGCUCUAAUGUUAUGCCAGAUUUGCUGCUCCAGUAGAUGUAUUAUAUGUCUACUAGGCCUGAUGGGAUUCAUCCCAGGUUAUUCAAAAAGCUGGCUGAUGUCAUCUUGAGACCUCUCUCAACUAGUCUUCAGUGAUGUUGGGAAUCCAGUCUGGAAGGUAACAAAUGUUACAGUUUUCCAGAAGGGCAAGAAAGACCCUGGUAAUUAUAGAUCUUUCACUUCAGUGCCUUGAAAAAUUAUGAAGAAGAUUAUUCUGGGAGUUACUGAAAAAAAACCUGAAAGACAAUAUAGUUAUUGGUUACAGAUAACACAAGUUCACAAGGAAAAAAGUCCUCUUAGGACUAGUUUGCCUACUUAGCUGAACAAGGGAAGCCAGUCAAUCUUUCUGAAUUUCCGCAAAGCUUUUGAUACUGUUUCUCACAGUAUCCUUCUGAGGAAAUUGUCCAGAAUACUUAUAGACAAAUAAAUAAUAGAAUGGCUGAACAAUUGGCUGACAGUUGGGACUCGGGGUGUUAAGGUAAAUAGAGUUACAUCAGGCUGGUGAGGGUCCAUAGGGCUCCACUUGAGGGCCAGUUCUCUUCAGUGUUUUCAUAAGUGACUUGGAUACAGGACUUGAAGCUGUGCUCAGUAAAUUUGCAAACUAUUACAUUAGGAGAACCUGCUGAUUCCCUUGAUGGUAGAGGCCUUGCAGAGAGAUGCUGACAAAUUGGAGGGCUAAGCAAUCACCAACCAUGUGAAGUUUCAAUAGAGCAAGUGAUGGAUUCUGCACCUGAGACGAACUGUAUGUACAGACGGAAAGAUGAGAUGCUGAAGAGCAGCCCCACAGAAAGAGAUCUGCAUGUUCUGGUUGAUGGCGAGUUGAAUCUGAGUCAGCAGUGUGCCUUGGCAGCCUGAAGGGCCAGCUGUACCCUGUGGUGCAUCAGGCCCAGCACUGCCAGCUGGGCAAGGGAAGUGAUUGUCCCAGUCUUUGCUGUGCAGCCUCACUUCAAGCACUGAGUGCAGCUUUAGGUACCACAACAUAAGAAGAACAUAAAAUUAUUAGAAAGCAUCCAAAGGAAGGCUGCAAAGAUGGUUCAUUCAGCCCAGAGCAGAGGAGCUGAGGGGAGGCCUGAUGGCGGCUGCAGCUCCUGACAGGGAGCGGAGGGGCAGCG